AUGUUUCCUUCCACAGAGAGCAGCCCAGAUGGAAAAUCUUCUAUGGAAUCUGUCAAAGCAGCUGUACAUGCACUGAAAGAAAAAACUGAUGAAAACAAAGAUGAUGAAUUAUCAGAAGAUCGAGGUCGACCUGAAGGUAGUGAGUCAGGUGCUGAUAUCUCCUCCACUUCUUCAACUGAUGCCCAAGGUUUAUUGAUAAAAGCAACUGGUUCUCCAGCAUCAUCUGGCGCUACAACACCAACUUCAAGUUCUUCAUCAGGUCCAGAAAAAAGACUUCUCCAAGAACCCACAGAACUUGUGAAAGAUGGAAUUUCUACACUUCCAACAGAUAAUGACUUACAGUAUGAAGAAGUAGAAAAAAUGAGUAGUAUUUUACCCACAAUGUGGUUAGGUUCACAAAGUGGAAGUUUGUAUGUACACUCGUCAGUUUCUCAAUGGAAAAGAUGUCUUCAUUCAGUAAAGCUUCCAGAUUCUGUUUUAAACAUUGUUCAUACAAAAGGUAGAGUGUUAGCAGCAUUAGCUGACGGGUCUGUUGCAAUAUUUCACAGAGCAGCAGAUGGUCAAUGGGAUCUUAAGAAUUAUCAUCUAUUAGAUUUAGGAAAACCUCUUCAUUCAAUCCGUUGUAUGGUCUUAGUUGCAAAUAAACAUGUAUGGUGUGGCUACAAGAAUACCAUACAUGUAGUUGAUCCUCAAAGCAUGACUAUAGUUAAAAGUUUUGAUGCCCAUCCACGAAAAGAGAGCCAAGUACGUCAGUUAGCUUGGGUUGGUGAUGGUGUUUGGGUAUCAAUAAGAUUAGACAGCACACUUAGGUUAUAUCAUGCCUAUACUUAUCAACACUUACAAGAUGUUGACAUUGAACCUUAUGUCAGUAAAAUGUUAGGCACUGGUAAAUUAGGAUUCUCUUUUGUGAGAAUUACUUCCAUGUUGAUCUCAUGUAAUCGGCUGUGGAUUGGGACAGGAAAUGGUGUCAUAAUAUCAGUCCCUCUUUCAGAAAGUUCUCUCUCAACAGCAUCUUAUUCACACCAGAAGUGUAUCCACCAUUUUCUUUUCUUGUUCCUCUUGCGGCUCUUCCUCCUCUUCAAUACUGAUUUCCUCUUCCUGAUAUGUAUUCAGCUCAAUGUCAUUGUCACAUUCAGGUUGUAA
Messenger RNA from Acanthosepion pharaonis, 1143 nucleotides. NCBI's taxonomy places the organism in Eukaryota, Metazoa, Mollusca, Cephalopoda, Sepiida, Sepiidae. The record is from the annotation of a GenBank genome assembly.